Messenger RNA from Neodiprion virginianus, 1866 nucleotides. RefSeq lists its product as uncharacterized. The coding region runs from base 1 to 1866 and encodes 621 amino acids. The transcript has 2 exons. The record is from RefSeq and is a predicted model, not a curated record. NCBI's taxonomy places the organism in Eukaryota, Metazoa, Arthropoda, Insecta, Hymenoptera, Diprionidae.
AUGACUAAGCAUAAAAACAAUAAUAAACCACGUAGUAGUUGGAUAACAAAAGGUCUUAUGAUAUCUUGUAAAACUAAAGAAACUCUGUAUAAUUUAUGGAAUCUGGAUAGGAGUAAUAACACACUGAAACAGGAAUAUAAUUCAUAUUGCAAAUUAUUAAAUAAGUUAAUAUCACUAACAAAAAAUGAAUACGAGAAUGAGAUGGUAAAAAACAUAUAUAAAGAUAGUAGGAAGCUAUGGAAUUAUGUUAAUGGUAAACUGGGAAAGAAUAAAAAUGUCUCUACUGAAAUAGAUUAUAUAAUACGUAACGAAGAGAUAGUCACUGAUAACAGGGAUAUUGCGGAUAAAUUCGUAGACUUCUUUAGUAAUAUUGGUGAUGAACUAGCUAAAAAAAUUGAUAAACUACAAGUAAACAUAGAAAAAAAUGUGAAACAUAAUUCAAAUAGUAUUUUUCUCACUCCAACUGAUAGCUUUGAAAUUGAAAAAACAAUACUUGAUCUGAAAGACAAAUCAGGAGGCGUUGAUGGUAUUAGUAGUAAAGUUCUAAAGAUUAUUGCAAAUGAUAUCAGUGUUCCCCUAGAGUAUAUUUUUAACAUGUGUAUUAAUCGUGUAAUAUGGCCUUCUGCCUUAAAAAAAACGGAUAUUAUUCCAAUUUUUAAAUCAGGCAAUAAGCAUCUAACUACCAACUAUAGACCUAUAUCGCUUAUAUCUAACUUAGCAAAAAUAUUUGAAAAAAUAAUUUUUAACAGAUUAUAUUCUUUUUGCAUUUCCAACAUUUUAAUCUCUAAUAAUCAAUUUGGUUUUGUAAAAAAUAGGGGUACAAGUGAUGCCCUUGCUAUCACAUCUAAUUUUAUAUAUAAUAAUAUUGACAACAACCUGUCAACUGUACUUGUUUUCCUAGAUCUUGCAAAGGCAUUUGACACUGUUAACCACAAGAUACUAUUAGAUAAACUAUGGAGACGUGGAAUAAGAGGUAUUCCACAUCAAUUAUUAACGAAUUAUUUAACUAAUAGAGAACAAUGUGUUAAGAUUAAUAACUGCACAAGUGAAACUAAGAUGGUGAAAGUUGGUGUCCCUCGAGGUACGAUACUGGGUCCCCUGUUGUUUAUCAUGUACAUAGAUGACAUUUUUGAUGUUUUACCUCCAAAUGCUCUAGUAGCAUACGCGGAUGAUACUGCAGUAUUAUGUUUAGGUAGAAAUUGGACUGAACUGAACGUAACUCUAAAUAACUGGUUAAAUAAACUGGACAUUUGGUUAAAAGUUAAUAAACUUUCCUUUAACAUUGAUGAGACAACUUAUAUCACCUUUGGAAGCUAUAGUGACAGUGUACCCAAAAACUAUCAUCUAUAUAUAAACGACAGAGAGCUCAGAACUUAUUAUCUGUUAUUGAGUGAAGAACUCAAGAAGAAAUUCUACCCUGGCGUCACAGACAAUAUGUCAGCGAUGGAUAGAUUAGAGGCGUAUAAUACGUCUAAAGUCAUCACUUUAACGGUAACAACUCGUGCCGUUGGCUUCUCGACAAUGCACAUUUUCGCUUGUCUGUACGAGUUUAACAACGUUCUAAUGCGCGGAAGCAUUUAUCAAAUAUAUCGCGUAGCUCUCGCUGUGUUCGAGGCUAAAAUUCAAUUUACCCAGAGAGGGGUCUCAUUAAUUAUGAACAACGAAGAAGAUUUCAAGCACCAGACUUUCAACGAAGAUUGGAUGCAAGCCGCUAAAGCGGUUGUUGUUCUACCGGACCAAUUAAGUACCAUCAUCAAUGCGGUUGGCAAGGUCACGGUUUACGAUGCAACGUAUGUACCGAAGCUCGCUAAAGACAACUUCCAUGAGGAUACUUUCAUACCUCAAAGUGAACUAGUUGUUCUUUGA